AUGGGCACUUGUAAAAUCUCUGCAGAACCAUCCAACAGUCUAGCAUUUUGCCAGCAAGAUUCGAAUGACAUUUGGAGACAGUUGAUGGAGUCGAGAUUAUCCACUCGCACGCGUCGACAAUACUACGGAGGGGCAGCACCUGGCGUAGAACCGCUUUCGUUGUUGACAGGACAAUGCUGCAGCUGUCAGCAAGGACCUCCAGGACCACCUGGACCAAGGGGCAAAGAUCAACCGCCAGGACGAGAUGGUAUGAUCGGAGUGAACGGCCGAAACGGUUACAACGGACAUUAUGUGGCAGUCCAGACGAAGGCUGAAGCUCCAUGCCAGAGGUGCCCGACGGCGCCACCGGGUCCGCCAGGUCACCCCGGGAAAAAGGGACCACGAGGACCAGCUGGAAGCCCUGGUAAGAAUGGAACAGGAGGAACUCCUGGCCGAGUGGGACCACCUGGCCCAGCGGGAGUUCGUGGGGCUCCUGGCGAGAUAGGUACACAAGGUCCACCAGGAGAUGCCGGAAAAGUGCUGAAUGGUGCACCACCAGGUUCCCAAGGAAAACCCGGUGAGUGUCAAAAGGAAUUGCCCAUUUCUUCAAAACAUCGCAUAGAAAUAGGGUUCAUAUGUAAUUGGUCAAAUGACGAUAAAGUCAGUGCAAGUAUUCCAUAUUAUAGCAGAAUGUAG
This is a messenger RNA of Angiostrongylus costaricensis, 675 nucleotides long. The record is from the annotation of a GenBank genome assembly. Lineage: Eukaryota; Metazoa; Nematoda; Chromadorea; Rhabditida; Metastrongylidae.